ACUAUAAUGGGCGAUUACUCUCGUUACGAUCAUCUCACUUUUAAUCAAAAUCAAAUCUAAAAAAUUCUUUCACUUAAAAUCAAUUUUUGUCACUCACCGCAAAACAAAAUGUACACUAAUACAAAAAAAAAAAAAAAAAAACUAGAAAUGAUCAAUUCAACCAAUCCAUAUUAUUCAAAUAUUCAUAGAAAAUUGGUCAAAAAAAUAUUCAUAGAAAGAUUAAGUGAGAGAAAAGAGCAUGGAGAAAUCAAGAUGAUCUAUUUUAUUUUAUUCUCUCUUUUACUUUUGGUCCUGUCAUCCCUUUCUCUAUUACUGAACACUUUAUUUUCUUUAUCAGCAAGUCAUGACUCAUGCAUUGGGGUGAACCGAUUCUUGUUUCUUGGAAUGCAUGAAGCAUCUUCACUCCAACCAUUCCAAUACAAAAUCAAAAACAAUUGUUCCCUAUCUAGUCCUUUUCUUCUGUCUUUCUCUCUGUCGUUUUUUUUAAAAUACAAUUAUAUUGUUAAUCCAAGAAAAGUUCACAAAAACAUGCAUGUCUUUUGUGUUGGGAAGUUGUGACUAAUUUAAUAUUUGCAUGGGAUUUAGAGCUUAAGUUGAAGACCACAAUAAGAUCUUGGAUAACAAGAAAAGCUACAACACAAGAAGCUUAUGCUCCACGCACACCAACUUUUUCUUUCCUACAAGGCUACACAACCUUUUAAAUUUUAAUAUUUAUUUAUUUAUUUUCAAUAUAUAAAGCAAAUAAGCAAAAGCAUUUGUUCUCUCUCACCUCCACUACAUAAUGUUGCUUUAUCCUUUGCAAGUUUCAACCUUUUUCUUUGCUUACUGUACUUAAUUAGUUGCAUCUUUUCCUUCUUUAUAGACACAUAAACAAACAACUAAUAUUGUCGGUUGUGUCUUUCUGUGCAAAAAUCUAGCCAAAGUUUACAACAGAAUCUCCACAUUAUCUGAUAAUUAAACCAUUAAUUGUGGUCAAAAUUACCAAUUAAGAGUUAAACUUUUAAGUCAUCCUGGCCCAAAAAUAAUUUGCACCUGAUACUGUUUUUGAAAUGCAUGAAAAACCCAUGUGCACUUUCCCACUAAGCCUCACUUUUGACUGCAUACAAUGGUCCUAUUGUUAAGAAGUUACUUUAUAGUCUUGUUCUUGCAAUGUGCUUUCUUUCAUUCCUUGGUUCUUAAUCUAAGUACCAAAGAACAAUAAAUUUCAAUUUGAUUAGACCCUUUUCUCAAAGUUUCAAUCUUGUCUUUACCAUCAAGAAACAUUGGAUUUGUUCAUUUUUCUUGAAUAGUCUGAAAAAUAAUCAGAAGUAAGUAACACAAUGAACUUUGUAGCAGUUUCUUCCAAAGGAACUUGGCAUCCCAUCAUGACUACUGAUACAACCAUCCAAAGUUACUGGCUGAAUUGGAAGGUUUUGAUUUGUGUCAUAUUAAUCAUACUUUCAACCAUCUUUUCAUCAUUGCUUAUAUGGAAGUACGAGGUUUUACUUUUAUCAUGGAAGUCAACAAGAAAUGAUGACAUGGAAAUCCAAAAAGAAACAUCAUCAUCAUCAUCAUCAUUAUCAAGUUUGUAUUUGUAUGAAGAUGAAACUUGGAAGCCUUGUCUUAAAGGAAUUCAUCCUGCAUGGUUGUUAGCUUUUAGAGUUUUUGCAUUUAUUCUGCUUUUGGUGCUUCUCAUACUCACUGUUACUACUGAUGGAGGAAGCAUUUUUUAUUAUUACACUCAGUGGACUUUUUCUUCAGUCACUAUCUAUUUUGGGCUUGGAUGUGUUCUCUCUAUGCAUGGAUGUUAUCAGUAUCAUAAGAAAGCAAGUGGUGAUAAGGUGAUAAAUGUGGAUGUGGAUUCUGAGCAAGGAAUUUAUGAGACUUCUAAACUUCCCCAAAGUUCAAAUCCACCUAGUCAUCAUGAUAAAGCUUCACAAGAACAUAUUGUCCGGCAACAAGCCGGCAUUUGGGGUUACAUGUUUCAAAUAUUGUUCCAGAUUAAUGCAGGUGCAGUAAUACUGACAGAUUGUGCAUUUUGGUUCAUAAUUGUUCCCUUUCUAACCAUCAAAGAUUACAACAUAACUUUGCUGACCAUAAGCAUGCAUACCAUCAAUGCCGUUUUCUUGCUCGGAGAUACAGCUUUAAACUGCCUACGGUUCCCUUGGUUUCGAAUAGGAUACUUUUGUUUGUGGACAGUUACAUAUGUCAUUUUCCAAUGGAUUGUUCAUGCUAUAGUUAAACUCUGGUGGCCAUAUACAUUUCUUGACUUGUCAUCUCACUAUGCUCCAUUAUGUUACUUUUCAAUGGCAUUGCUGCAUAUUCCUUGCUAUGGAAUCUUCAUUUUAAUAAUGAAGUUGAAGCACAAUGUGUUGUCAACACGAUUUCUUGACUCAUACCAAUGUGGCAGAUGAGUUGGGCUUAGGAUUAGGCUGGUUUUUAUUUUCUUAUAAGUAUCAAUCAAUUUUAAAUGUAAAAAAGAGGAGAGUAGUAGUGACAAAAAAAAGGGAUUGUAAGUUUGUACUCAUUUAUUGAAUUUUUAUAGAGUAUUUAUUUAUUGGAUAAAUAUAUGACAAAGAGUAGUACUAGUAUAUCACAAUAUUUGUUUGUUCUAUAAAAGGCUUAAAUGUAUUUUUUUUGUAUAUAUAAUUUGAGAUGGGUAAUUUCAAAAUUAAGUCCCUAUUACUUUAGUCACUAUGACAUUAUGCUGUCAUUUCUUGUCUGCAUCAAUUGGGGUGUUUUGCUUUGUAAUGUUUGUGUAUUGAGGUUGGAUAUUUUCUAUGGCUUGUAUGAUUUUGGUAUAUCUUGUGCCACUUCUCUUCAAUAAAAAUUUAUUUGGUUUUCUCAAAAA
Trifolium pratense (red clover) is the source of this 2830-nucleotide messenger RNA. RefSeq lists its product as uncharacterized. NCBI's taxonomy places the organism in Eukaryota, Viridiplantae, Streptophyta, Magnoliopsida, Fabales, Fabaceae. The record is from RefSeq and is a predicted model, not a curated record. Gene Ontology annotation, cellular component: membrane. The transcript has 8 exons. The coding region runs from base 1320 to 2393 and encodes 357 amino acids.